Molecule: messenger RNA, 1458 nt
Organism: Plasmopara halstedii
Lineage: Eukaryota; Oomycota; Peronosporomycetes; Peronosporales; Peronosporaceae
Product: RxLR-like protein
Exons: 1
Coding region: 1-1458 (485 amino acids)
Source: RefSeq, a predicted model, not a curated record
AUGCUUGUGUUUGUAUUGAUCAUGCUCUUUGCUAUGACAAUUCAUGCCGAUAGCUUUAGCGUCGUAGAUCAGGCCAUUUGGAUUGAUCGCCAUAAUUACUUUCGUACGACUGGAUUACCGUGGUCAGCAGGUAAUAUGCGUCGUAUUGGAUGGAGUACAAAAUUAGCAUCGUCUGCUGCUUUACGAGCUACAAAGUGCUCGAUGACUUCAGGUCCAGGUGUCAAUGUGUACCAGUCAACAUCGACUAAUUCACCAACAAUUAUUGACGAUGCUAUCAAGCAAUGGAUAGUAACGACAUCCGAAACGACGCUCAAGAUGGUGAAACAACCUGGUGCCUCUAAUGUUGAUGUUGGAGCAGGCAUAUACAAUUCAUACUCUCAGGUUUUAUGGGCUUCAACUACUAGCGUUGGUUGUGCUAACCAGAAGUGUCCAAGCGGUGAUAUUGUAGUGUGUGAGUACUCACCUCCAGGUAAUGACGGGUCAUCACCUUGGUAUAAUCACGCCGACACGGCCUCGAAAUGUCCAUCAGGUACAAAACCUUCGCAAGGGCUUUGCAUUGUCGAAGGAGACGCAGCAAACAACCCAAUUGCUCCCAUUCCAGCCGGUAAACUGACGUAUGAAGUAUACCCAGCUUAUGUACCCCAUAUACAAGCGCUUUUACUUGAGGCUGCACGUGAUAUUGCUAGUGGAAAGCCUGCAAAGGCAGAUGCGUCCAUGAUGUCACCUUCAACACCACCUACGUCAAAUGGAGCCGUCAGUUAUGCUCCCAAGACCGCAAAUACUCCAACACCAGGCAGUAUAAAGCCCAAAACGAGUCAGUCUCCAGGUACUACGCCUUCAUCGCCAAGUACUACACCUUCAUCGCAAAAGACUACACCUUCGUCGUCUCCAAUAUCAAAUCCAACUACGAAUACUCCUGAGCCUUCUCCUAAAAAGACCACCGUGUCAAAAAAUCCGUCAGACUCUCCUAUUCCAGAAACAGGUAAACAGACUUCUACUCCAGACUCCAAAGGAGCCAAAACAGCUAUACCCCCAGAUGCAAAGAAAUUGAACAGUACCGCAACAAUCAACCCGAAGUUACCUACGAAUUCAUCAGAUGAGAUCUCGACAAAUCAGAGCUCAGAUACGUCACCAUCAGGCUCGGAUGGAACGGAUCCCGGUAAGGUCAAGGCAAGCACAGACACUGGAUCUAAAUUUUCAAACCAGGCACAAGAACCUUCAGAUACGACACCAAGUACCGAUGCCCCAAGCCCUCCAGCUUCAUCCGAUACGCUAUCGAGUAGUAUCAGCAACCAAUCGAGUGCAGAAGAAAGUGGUGGAAUUUCAGCUGCCGGUGUGGCUGGUGUUAUCGUCAUGGCUGUCGUUGCGAUUGCUGCGUUUGGUGUAAUUGUGAGCUACAGAAGAAAUCAACAGCGACAGCGCGAAAUUAUGCGCGAUGGUGGAAUUCGAAUCAUUUAG